Messenger RNA from Knipowitschia caucasica, 1779 nucleotides. The record is from the annotation of a GenBank genome assembly. NCBI's taxonomy places the organism in Eukaryota, Metazoa, Chordata, Actinopteri, Gobiiformes, Gobiidae.
AUGAAGCUGCAGCAGUCCGAGUUUCAAAAUAUAGGGGGGGGGGGGGGGGGGGUGGGGGGGGGGGGGGGGGGGGGGGGGGGGGGGGUGGGGGGGGGGGUGGGGGGGGGGGGGGGGGGGGGGGGGGGGGGGGGGGGGGGGGGGGGGGGGGGGGGGGGGGGGGGGGGGGGGGGGGGGGGGGGGGGGGGGGGGGGGGGGGGUGGGGGGGGGGGGGGGGGGGGGGGGGGGGGUGUGGUAGGUGGGGUUGUGGGGGGGGGGUGGGUGUUCGGUUUAAUAUUAAGAUUUAUGGGAGGAUGGUGGUUGGAGAAGGGUUUGGGAGUGAGGGGGGGGAUGGGAGGGUUGUGUUGGUUUUUAUGGGGGGGGGGGGGGGGGGGGGGGGGGGGAGGGUUGGUUGGUGUGGGGGGGGAUGGGGUGUGGGUGUGUGUGUGGGGUGUGUGUGGAUGGUGGGGUUGUGUUGGGGGUGUGUUGUUUUGUGGUGGUGUUGGGGAUGGUAAGUAUGAGGUUUGGAAGGUGGUAGUGGGGUGGUUAGUGGGGGGGGGGGGGGGAGGGGUGGGAGGGGGGGGUGGGGGGGGGGGGGGGGGGGGGGGUGUGUGGGGGAGGUGGGUGGGGGAUGGGUGUAAGUGGGUGGUGGAUGGGUUGUGGUGUGUUUGGGUUGGGGUUGUGUGGGGUGGGGGGGUGGGGGGUUGUUGUGGUGGUUGGGGUUGUGUGGGUGUGGGGGUGUGGGUGGGUGGUGGUGUGGGGGGGGUUGGGGGUGGUGGGGUGGGUUGUUGGGGGGGGUGGGGGUGGGUGUGGGGUGUGGGUGGUGGGGGGGUGGGGGUGUGGGGGUGUGGGGGGGUUGUGGGUUGGUGGUUUGUGGGGGUGUGGUUGGUGGUGGGGUGUUGUGUGUUGGGUUGGUGGGGUGUGGGGUGGUGGGUGGUGUGGUGUUGGUGUGUGGGUGGUGUUGGUUGUGUGGGGGUGGUGUUUGGUGGUGGGUGGGUGGUGUGGGGGGUUGGUGUGGGGUGGGUUGUGGUUGGGGUGGGGUGUUGGUGGGUGGGGGUUGGUGGGUGUGGUUGUGGGGUUUUGUGUUGGGUGGUGGUGGGUGGUGUGGUGGGUGUUUGGUGGGUGUUGUGGGGUGGGGGUGUGGUGGUGGGGUUGGUGGGGGGGUUGGGGGGUGUUUGUGGGGGGGUUGUGGGUGGGGGUGGGGUGGGGGGGUGGGUGUGGGGGGGUGGGGGUGGUGGUGUGUGGGUUGGGGGUGUUGGUGGGUGGUGGGGUUGUGGUGGGGUGGGGGGGGGUGGUGGGGGGGUGGGGGUGGUGGGGUGGGGGGGUGGGGGGUGGGGUUGGUGGGGGGUGGGGGGUGGGGUGGGUGGGGGGGGGGGGGUGGGGGGGGGUGUGUGGGUGGGUGGGGGGGUGGGGGGGGGGGGGUGGGGGGGGGGUGGUGGGGUGGGGGUGGGGGGGGGGUUGGGUGGUGGGGGGUGGUGGUGGGGUGUGGGGGGUGGGUUGGGGGGGGUGGGGUGGGUGUGGUGGGGGGUGUGGUGGGGGGGGGGGUGGGGUGGGGUGGGGGGUGUGGGGUGUGUGGGGGGGGGGGGUGGGUGUGGGGGUGGGGGGGGUGGGUGUGGGUGGGUGUGGGUGGGGGGGGUGAUUUGUGUGGGGGUGGGGUGGGGGGGGGGUGUUUUGUGGGGGGGGGGGGUGGUGGGGGGGUGUUGGUGUGGUGGUUUUUGGGGGUGGUGGUGGUGUGUGGGGGGGGGGGGUGGGUGUGUUGGGGGUGGGGUUUGUGUGUUGUUAUUGUUGGGGUUUAGUAAUUGA